GCUUCUCCGGAGCUCAGACACAAUGAACCGUCAGACACAGAGGGGCACGCAUGUGGGGCAGGAGACACUGGCACACUUUUAGCGCAUAAAUAUCAUCAUUUGUGCCUUUUAUUUGGUUUUCUUGACGUUUUCCUGGCUCCGGGUCCACUGUAUGGGGGUAAGCAGACUGAAGUGGGAACGGUUGGUUGGUUGAGUUUGAUGAAAACGGGCUCGAGCUCAGUCUGCCGUUAGCCCCUCCUGCGGAUCCUCUCCUGCUUUUUUUCUCGACUAAAGCCGAACAGAGAACCAUGUCGUUGACCGCCUCCUCCGAUUAUUUCGCCGCCGAGUGUUUGGUGUCGAUAUCCAGUGGUCCCGUACUGCACAGACCCACGCCGGUGGCCCCCGCCGGCCAGUCCGCCAUGGUGGGCCUUCUCCCCGGGGAGCCGGAUGGGUCGAGCGAGGACAGGGAAGUGCGCGAGACUCUGAGGCUGGAGGGGGCCAACAUGAUGGCGGUGGCCGGGAUCCUCACCGACCUGCACGGCAAGUUCCGCCCCAUGUCGGCCUACUCGGAAAGCAGCAAUUCCUCGUGUGGUGGGGAGAGCGGUUACACCACGUUGUCCGACCCGACCACCCCUACCAUGACCCCCUCCGCCACCCCGAUCCCCGGACAGCAGCAGCAGCCGAGGGGGGUGGGAGGAGGCGGCGGCGUGGGGGCCCCCCGGUCCCCGGUGAAGCGACAUCAGUGCACUUUUGACGGAUGCGACAGAGUUUAUGGGAAAUCGUCCCACCUGAAGGCACACAUCCGGACACACACAGGUGAAAGGCCAUUCCCGUGCACUUGGCCUGACUGUGAGAAGAAGUUUGCCCGCUCUGAUGAGCUGGCGCGCCACACCCGUACCCACACCGGAGAGAAGCGCUUCCUGUGCCCUCUGUGUGACAAGCGUUUCAUGCGCAGCGACCACCUAAUCAAGCACGCCCGCCGUCAUCCCGACUUCCAGCCCUCCAUGUUGGGACGCAACAAGGGCUCCACGUCCUCCUCCCCCUACUCCGGCUCCGCUGCCCAGCACUAGGACAGCUCCAGUCGGGAGAUGUGUUUUUGUGUACUGGGGCCGGCAGGAGCACAGAUAGUUAUCGCGGUUUCAAGUUAACCAGCUACAAUCAGAUCCACUUUUUAGGAUUUAGCCUUGCGGUGUUGUAGUCAAAAAUGUGCACAUAGAAACACAUACACAAACCAACACACUCAGCUGGAUGUGGGCUUCAUCUCUGUACAGAUGAUUCAUGUGACCACUAUAAUCAACACACCAAGGGUUGGUUAUUGGAAUCUGUUCCUAAUAUGCACGAACUGCAGAUGACCUUAGAAAAGUGCUUUUAGAUUCCACUUAUCACUUCCUGAAAGCUUGGACCAACUGCAUUUUCAUUCUAGUUAUUUAAACAUGUAGUUUUAAUACCAAUGUGAUAAACUGGAACUAGUGGCUAAAAUUGUGGCAUUUCUUAAGGAAAAAAGACAUUGAUGCAGUGAAAUGGAAACACUGCACAAAAAAUAAUGGGAAAUUGUGGUGUCAAUUGAUGCAACUUUGUGACAGUGUUUGAAAAUUAAACAGUGAAACUUAGUAAAGAUGAAAUAACUAAAUUCCACUGUUUUUGAUCAAUCUGCUCAUUUUAUAUCUUAAAAAUCCAGAUCAUAUCAAUGCAAAUCUACAAGAUGAAUCAUGGCGGUUGUACCUGCUGACGUACAACAAAAUACAACAAUACUAAUCUCUCAAAACAGCUUUUUCUUUUUUCUUUCUUUUUUUUUUUUAACUUUGUAACCAAAAAGAAAUCACAGAAUACCUCAUCAAUCAUGUUUAUGGCAGGUUAAAUGUACUAAACUAAAAAUGACUUUUUGUUUUGUAUUUUCUUUUAAUUCCAUGUCAGGAUUUGAUAAGAAAUGGAAUCAUUAAGCAGAUUUCAAUAAAAUAAACCCAACCCUGAACAUAGCAAAACCUUUAUCUCCAGCAGAAACACUUUCACAAUUUGCAGGGAUUUAUCACAUUUUCUGUACAAAAAAAAAAAAUCUGCACAUCCAUCAUCAGCCAAAACCUCACUGUUUUCUUGUGGUUAAUUUGUAGUUUGUUGUUGUGCCCUUCAGUACCCUUUAUUUACCAUGAGUAGCACAAUUUUGUGAUGAUAGGUAGUGAGGCAGUGACUAGAAGCUUUUUAGCUUUUUUUUUUUUUUUUUUUUUUUUUUUUUUUUACUUUGCUGAUGUAUUAAGUUUUAGUGGUGACACAUUCCUUCAUUUUUUUAUUGCAGUAGUACUUAUUGGAGCAACUUUUGUCUAUUUUUCUUAUAUAACCAAUUUUAAGUAUAGAUCAAAUGUUACUUUUUGCCAGAAAAGUGGAUCAAACUUCACUGUAGAGCUGUUUGCGCGCCACCAUAAUUCUAGACCAGUUAUCAUCCUCACACAUAAUACACAGUAGUAUUGUGUGUAACACUGAUGCAAAUGUACAUAAGCUUUAAGCUUUUAAUGUAGAGAAAUCGUAAUGCUUCUAGCAGCAGAAUUAAUACACGUGAUGAAUAGUAGUCCUUAUAUUAGGGGUAACUGUAUACGCUUGAUAGGACGGCUUUGCCUGUGAGUGUGUAUGUUUUUGACUUUUAAGUUUUUGUUAGUGACAGAACUGGGAAUAGUGUGUAUGCGAUGGUAUCAAAAAUUUUCGUGGGAAAAGGUUUGAGUUGAGCUUGAUUUUUCAGCCUGCUGCCUUCAGUGUAAAAGCGUUCACCCCACUCAUCAGGUGCGUCUGCCAAACAGCAGCGCACGUAUCAGGAUCAGGUGAAUGCGUUAGGUGUUUCUUUACACAGUUUGAGUUUCAGCUGCACAGUCUUACAUGUAGCGUUCAUACAUAGUGUAUUGGCAGCGUUUUCUUCUCACAAAAAAAGAAAAAGGUUUAUCGUUACUACCAUUUAUGCGUGGAAAUAGAAAAUCCCCGUUCCUAUACCAGUUGACCUGUACGUUGCACCUGCAAAGAAAAGCGCAGGUGCAGAAAACUUUACUGAUGUCUGUGUUUCAUUUGAACAUGAAAUAGCCUUUUCUUCAUCAUAGAUGUUUGACUUGUUGAGGCACAAAACCAACAGGUGUAAUUGACAAUAUUAACAAUGGCUGCAUUCCAUUUAGAUGCAUCAGAAUAAUCUAACUUGUGAAACCUGUGCUUUUCCUGUUGUAACAAGACAAAGAAGUUGGCUGUUGAAAAUGGUCUGUUGAACAAAAUCAGGGCAGGACUUAAUGGAAUACAGCCAGUAUUAAUAUUAUUGGAUUUCUAAUAUUUACACUGCUGAAAAGUGUACCUUAAAGCAAACUGGUAUCUAAAUAUUUCUGUCCAUACUACUUUUUAAAAAAUUCCAUUAUCUGUAUUUUUAAAAAUUGGAGUAUUAGGUGAAAAAAACAAACUCAUAAGAGAAAAGAAUAGGUGUUGUAUUCUGAGACUAAAUUAAUACUUUUUGGAGGCAAAAGUCAUAAUAUUUCAAGAAUAUGUGUAAUUUGAUGUGAAAAUUUUAAUACAAAUGUGUGAAAUAAGGGACAGGGAAGAAAACCUAUUCAUGAAAUGCGAACAGCAGCUUUGUUUCUUCUCAUACUUCCAUUUGUCUUGAAAUAUUCUGACUUUCACAAAUAUUGGAUGCUUUUCCGUAGUUGUUGCCUCUACUUUCCCCCUCCAUCCAAAAACGAUCACAAAUUUAAAUCAAUCAAAGAAAUGCGAUCAAUGUCCAGGUCUGACUGUAAAGAGGUUGAGUUUGGUUUUUUUGUCUCGUGUUCCCACACUGUUUGUCCAGCUCAUGGACGUCUUCCUUAUCUCAGUGAACAACACUUCUUCAGGAAACUCAGAAAGCCUUAAACUAUGUCAUAACUACUCUGCACCAUGUUUACAGUUUGACCAGUGUGUAGGUAUAGCCGCCCUGCUGGGGGCUCCUGACAGAUACUCAUUAUGCAAUACAGCACUUUUUUCUUACAGGUGUAAUUGGCUAAAUGGUGUAAUGGCUUGCACUGUUACUGUGCUCUAGGAGCAAGCACUGUGGAACUUUGUGUUAAACCAAUGGUUUCUAAAACUGCCUUUUGUCAAAGUGCUUUAGAAAGCAUGAUCUAAGAACUGGGUUUUGGUUUUGAUUCUUUUUUCAGUCUUUGCUUACUCAUCAAUGCCAUCUUGUUGUUGUUGAAUUAGCUUACUAUUAGACAAUGUUUCAUCCACUCCUACACAGGACAGAUCGACUGCAAUCGUCUUUCCCAUUUAUGUCACUUCCAUCUUCACCUGCCAUUUAUCUGUUGGUCAGUUUUUCUUCACUGCGAUGGUUGGAAACUCGUACUCAUUUCUCUUGCGGAGCUUCAUUCUGUUGACAGUCGGUUGCUGCUGGCAGUAGCCUCGAACACAUGGACUGUUUUAUCACAGGAACACACACAACAUACUCAUUUUUUUCAGUUUUAAGCAGAAAUAUAUAAACUAUCUCUUCUCACAGUGAGUCUUUCCAGGUUUCAAAGCUAUAUUCUCACAAUAAGAACAUACCUCAGCGAUUUUUCUUUUCUUUUUUUUUUUUUUUUUUUUUUGCGGUGUCUUUACAAAAUCCAUCCAACCUGUCUUGUUCAGAAACUCCCAUAAAGCCAUUGAGCCUUGGAUUUCAGAAGUGAGUUUUUAUCAACUGUACCUAGAUGCUUUGUUAAUGUAUCCUUGUCCUUAUAUAUGCAACAUCACUACUACCUGUGUAGCAGCAGAAUUCCCUUUCCCUGCCUUCGUGUAGUCGUGUUACUAUUAAUAUUAUUGUGAAAGGGCAGCGGUAAAUGAAUCUACUGGAUAAAAUUUUCUUUACACAGCCUCUGUCGUUUCCAGCCCAAAAGAAAGACAGGUUUAUGUCUGACUGGAGCAGAGGCUGAAAAAAAAAGGGGUGUUGAAACAUAAAGCGAAAAUACCUGCAAGUUGUCAUUUCACUGCAGUUUUCAACUGUAAGAGCUCAGUCCAAAUUGAUUUGUUCAUAUCACUGAAUGUGGCUUUGAUGACAGAUGAGCAUUAUCCAUUUUGGAUUUAAGUUUUGCUGCACUGCCUCGCUGAG
Sphaeramia orbicularis (orbiculate cardinalfish) is the source of this 5047-nucleotide messenger RNA. RefSeq names its product Krueppel-like factor 9. Gene Ontology annotation, biological process: regulation of transcription by RNA polymerase II. Gene Ontology annotation, molecular function: DNA-binding transcription factor activity, RNA polymerase II-specific; RNA polymerase II cis-regulatory region sequence-specific DNA binding. The record is from RefSeq and is a predicted model, not a curated record. The transcript has 2 exons. Bases 288 to 1049 code for a protein of 253 amino acids. NCBI's taxonomy places the organism in Eukaryota, Metazoa, Chordata, Actinopteri, Kurtiformes, Apogonidae.